AUGGUGAGUAUAUGCAAUUUUGCUUUCUUUAUGGAUCGUUUCUAUAACGAUCCUAAGGUCAGAUCCUUGCGACUUCUGACCACAAAUUGUAUUCCAGCUAAUAUGUACAAAUCGCUUUAAUAUACACAUACAUCAAGGUUGCCGCUCGUCUUACAAUUAUAAUGAUUAAAUGAGUGUUCAUUUACAGACUCAUUCUGAGUAAUUGUUCUAUGUAAUAGAACAGUAGAAUUUUGCGUUUGUAGGUAGUUAAUUAAAUUAAAUAAUCGUCAUUACUUAUCACGCAUGCAUGAACGCUUCAUGAAGUUUCACAUGAAACGAGGUUAAUCACAGACUCGUAAUCAAGUUUGUUUUGUAAUACUAAUUACGGCGACUCGAGCGGUUCCCUUUUAGAGAUGCAGCUAUGUACAUACUUUCAAAGUUGAAUUGGCGCAAGAAGAAUCACUGAAAAGUGAUUUGUGAGGAAUAUUUAAAAUCUUAUUGUAUAGUAUAUAUAUUUUAAGAUGAUAUCAUUCAGUAGCAUAUACAUAUGCAUUAUUUCACUUAUCUCAAACGUGUUUUGUAUAAUAAAACGAAUCAGCGAUUCGUAGAUAUCCUGCUUGUUGCCGAUAUAUAUGUUUAUCAAGUUUCAUGUCAUUUUGACAUGUGACGCGUUGAAUGCAGGUUGUGAAAUAAACGCCUCGAGGAAAUGCAAAGCAACCGUGCGUGACAAAGAUUCUUUCACAUUCUUGCAUUCUCACUAUGUCCAUCUUGUUACGCCCUCGCUCUAUUGGCACAUUUCGAAUUGGCACGCGAGUGUCAUAUCAGAAGGGAUUCUUUAUCUUCUUUGGUUGAUCGUCGUUUCUAAAACAAAUUAUAUCAUUAAAUAUAAUUAACGGCGAAAGUUCGGAAUUUCUAAAACUAUCUUAUCGAAGAUCUCUUAUCAGCGAAGGUCUAAAGUUAAAUGUUUGAUUUUUCAGGAAGCCGAUGACUUGUUGCUGUAUUUUGCUAUAGCAGCAGGUGUCGUUGCCGGUGUUCUGUUGCUACUCUUUGUUUUAGUGUGUGUACUGUUUGUCAAAGUCAAUCGAUUAUCGAAAAAUGCGUUCAAUCAACUGCAUAAACAAACCAUGAUAGCAGACUAUUGUUACACGAACCCGACGAUCGUGCCAGGAGAAUUGCUAUCACGUCGAGGAUUUUCGAUGUACAGCGGUUCCGAUAACAUUGAUGAUGAUUACAGAACGAAGAGGGAUCAUUCUGGCAGUUAUCUCGAGGCACGAUCAAAAUUCUGA
Molecule: messenger RNA, 1265 nt
Organism: Heterotrigona itama
Lineage: Eukaryota; Metazoa; Arthropoda; Insecta; Hymenoptera; Apidae
Source: the annotation of a GenBank genome assembly